AUGUUUAAAAAAUUCACUAAAGACGACGUUCAUUCACGUUCUAAUAUCAAAUCAUCGGUUCAAAGAGGAUUGAAAUCAAAAUUUGUUUCACAAUUUGAGGAUUUAGAAUCAGCAAUUGAUAAUAUCAUACCGAAGAAAUCACAAGUGAUUUUGAUUAAAUGUGAAGAUAAAAUUCAAUUAUAUUCAGUUGAUGAAGAAGUUGUAUUAUUCCAACAUUUCGACGAGCUUAUUCCUGCUUUAAAAAUCGUUCAUAAAUAUCCAGAUUGUUUCCCAAGAGUUCAAGUUGACAGAGGUGCUAUUAAAUUCGUUUUAUCAGGUGCUAAUAUCAUGUGUCCUGGUUUGACUUCUGCAGGUGCCAAAUUACCAGAAGAAAACUUAGAUAAAGAAACCAUUGUUACUAUAUAUGCCGAAGGUAAAGAACAUGCUUUGGCCAUUGGUAAAUUAACUAUGAGUACCGCAGAAAUUAAAUCAAAAAAUAAAGGUAUUGGUAUUGAAUUAUUGCAUUACUUGGGUGAUGGUUUAUGGCACUUUAAUGAAUGA
Hyphopichia burtonii NRRL Y-1933 is the source of this 540-nucleotide messenger RNA. RefSeq names its product translation machinery-associated protein 20. NCBI's taxonomy places the organism in Eukaryota, Fungi, Ascomycota, Pichiomycetes, Serinales, Debaryomycetaceae. Bases 1 to 540 code for a protein of 179 amino acids. Gene Ontology annotation, biological process: formation of translation preinitiation complex. Gene Ontology annotation, molecular function: RNA binding. The record is from RefSeq and is a predicted model, not a curated record. The transcript has a single exon.